Messenger RNA from Eruca vesicaria subsp. sativa (arugula), 720 nucleotides. NCBI's taxonomy places the organism in Eukaryota, Viridiplantae, Streptophyta, Magnoliopsida, Brassicales, Brassicaceae. The record is from the annotation of a GenBank genome assembly.
AUGGAAGUUCCACGCCGCUCUUUGGCUGCUUCUAUCUCUCCUCUCCGCCUCAUAGAUGGUCUCCCUCGUCGGAGAAGUUUUAAUUAUAACCAGAUGCCUGAGGAGCCCAUCAAGCUCACUGUUCUCAAACUUGAUGGAUCUUCCUUUGAUAUUCGAGUGUUGAAGACAGCUACUAUAGGGGAGCUCAAGAUGGCGGUAGAAGCUGCGUUUUCUCACUUGCCCACCACAGGCCGUGGCAAAGUCUCUUGGCCGCAUGUUUGGGCACAGUUCUGCUUAUCUUAUGAAGAUCAUAGAUUGCUUAACGAGGCUGACUUCCUCAUUGAGUUCGGCAUUAAAGACGGAGAUCAGCUUCGAUUCAUCCGGCAUAUAUCAAACUACUGCACCAUGAUGGUUAACCAGAAGAGUAAGACACCACAUGUUUCUUCUUUGAAACAACUCAAACUGUUCUCACUCAAAACCGAAACCUGGAAAAAGAAAGGAACACAAGGACAAGAAGACGGUGUUGACUCAAUCACUCAGACGCAACCAAGCUUUCUCUCGACUGUAUUGGGAGGUUGGCUCUCUUACAAGUCAACACCAAGUCAACGAGGGACUAAACACAGAAACGUGUCUGCUUCUACGUCUAGUCACCUCAGAGCUUUUAACAACCUCAUUGCAAGGUUUCGUUUCAAGUGUUACUCGGAGAAGGAUGUCUGGAACAGGAAAAAACUCAUCUCUUAA